This is a messenger RNA of Pyricularia pennisetigena, 1494 nucleotides long. RefSeq lists its product as uncharacterized. The coding region runs from base 1 to 1494 and encodes 497 amino acids. NCBI's taxonomy places the organism in Eukaryota, Fungi, Ascomycota, Sordariomycetes, Magnaporthales, Pyriculariaceae. The record is from RefSeq and is a predicted model, not a curated record. The transcript has 5 exons. Gene Ontology annotation, molecular function: protein binding.
AUGUUCUUUGAUGGCACCCUCCAAGAAGGCAUCGCCGCUGCUGUACAGCAGGCAAAGAUGGUCGUAAGCUUUGUUACGGAUGGCGGGGAGGAGAGCACGAAGUGGGAGGAGGAGUAUCUGGUAGACGAUUCUAUCAAGACCGUCCUGAGCACACAGGCCGUGGUACUUCGCCUACAGGCAGGCUCUGAGGAGGCCAAGUAUCUGGCAGCAAUUUUUCCCCUUCCAAAGACGCCAACGCUUGUCUUGAUCAGGAAUGGAGAACUCAAGGAAUACAUCGCAAGCGGUGUAUCCAGAGAUGAUUUCAUGGCAAGACUGCAAAAGGCUUUGGGAAUAGCACAGCCGGCAUCAUCUGCUCCGGCUGCGGUGGCCAAUCCGGACGAGUCCUUGCCAGCUCAGUACGCAGCAGGGCAUCGCUCAGCGGCUGGAGGCCUUGAUGCUUUGACCCAAAAUAGCAGUAGCACAUCAAGCUCGGCCCAGGCCAACACAGACAUACCCACUAGUCAGGCUGGACCCGGUAGCAGGACAGUAGAGACACAGCCUCAAUCCGCCGGGAUUGCAGCAGCGAAACAGCCUGACAAGGGGAAAGGCAGGGCUCAGCCGGCGGCCGAGGACCCGUCUCCUGGCAAAUCCCAGGUCGAGGCACAGAAGGCUGCAGAGAUGAUCAAAAAGCGGAAGCAGGAGGCAAACGAGGACAGGAGGCGCAUCUUGGAACGGAUCGAACACGAUAGGGCGGAGAGGAAGGCUCGGGAAGAGGAGCGCCGUGCAGAAAGGAGAGCCCUCCAGGAUGGCACUGCUGCGGACGCCGGUGCAACUGCUACGGCAACACUCAGCAUACCGAAGAAACAAGCAAGCAGAACUGCCGUUGAUAUAUGCGCGCUACAGGUUAGAGACUUUGACGGCUCGACUAUACGCGCGAGACUACCUAGCAGUGGGACGCUAAGGAAAGAUGUCCGGGAAUGGGUUGAUGCCAACCGGAGCCCGAACGGUAGUGGGCCGUAUCUGUUCAAGCUCGUGCUGACGCCCCUACCAAAUCGGACCAUUGACGAGACCGAAGAGGACAAGACUCUACUGGACUUGGAGCUGGUGCCAUCAGCGACGCUCAUUCUUGUUCCUGUACCCCGUUUCUCAUCGGCGUACGGGGGAGGCGGCGGAUACAGACGAGGUCACGGGGGCAUUGUUGACCGCAUCAAUGCGCUCUUUGUAGCAGUCAUGUCUAUAUUCAACGGCUUUUUUGGCAUGUUUGGUCGCAUGCUUACCGGGCCUGCACAGAUCACUCAAGGCGAUGCCGGGAUAGAGAUGGACGAGUUAGAGCGAAGCCCAGCGCAGCCGGCGCAAGGGUCUAGUACGGGCCGCCGAAGUCCUCCGAGCGGCGCUCGAAAUCGGUCGGACAACUCGCGGGUUGCGGGGUUUCGCAAUCCUGACGAUGACAGGCGCGACCAACAGUUAUACAACGGGAAUUCCCUUAACUUUGAGCCAAGACCAGACGAUGAAUAA